Messenger RNA from Oncorhynchus mykiss (rainbow trout), 3004 nucleotides. NCBI's taxonomy places the organism in Eukaryota, Metazoa, Chordata, Actinopteri, Salmoniformes, Salmonidae. The record is from RefSeq and is a predicted model, not a curated record.
UGCCACCCAGUGGAGACAGUACCACAUGUGACAUUACACAGAGGUUCCAAACGGAAGUGUGUUGUACCGAAAAUGUGGCGCGAGACAUAGCCAAUGUUGUGUGUACAUACACGUUUUUUUUUAAGUAAAAACUUAAUCUAAAACAGUUCCAUCCACUGCAUUUAUUAUACAAUUUGGGAACUACGUUGUUUUAUGAGACGGGCGGCAUAGGAACCGGCGUUCAUCAAGGCAAAUAUGCCCCGUAGACGACAGGUACGAAACAUAGUGUGCAUUUGGGGAGCGGCUCUGAUGGGACUGAAGAUUCAGACUCUUCUGCAGAGCGAGAACAGACAAACAGCUCAGAGAGUGAUGGGAACAUGCCCAAGAGAACACGCCUCACAAGAGCAUCUCUGCGCCUCAGCCAAAGCUCACAAGACACACCAGAUGUGAAGCGAGUCGGCGACCAUGACGAGUCUCCGCCGUUGACGCCCACAGGCAACGCCCCAUCAUCUGAGUCUGAGCUGGACAUCUCCAGCCCCAACGCCUCCCACGACGAGAGUGUGGCCAAAGACCCCGCCCUCAGAGACUCAGACAAGGACCUCUCCCACCGGCCCAAGCGCCGCCGCUGCCAUGAGACCUACAAUUUUAACAUGAAGUGUCCCACACCGGGAUGCAACUCACUGGGACAUCUAACAGGAAAACAUGAACGCCAUUUUGCGGUUUCAGGAUGUCCUCUUUACCAUAACCUAUCUGCUGAUGAAUGCAAGGUGAAAGCAACCACUCGCGAGAAACACGAAGAAGAAUCAAAGGUGCAGGAGGAAAGCAACAGACACGCUACACGACAUCAGAUGCCCACAUCAAAACAGACGAGAUACAAAGAGCAGGUGACGGAGAUGAGAAAGGGGAGGAAUUCUGGGCUUCCCAAGGAGCAGAAGGAGAAGUACAUGGAGCAUCGACAGAGCCACGGCAACACCAGAGAACCUCUUCUGGAGAACAUCACUAGUGAAUAUGACCUGGAGCUUUUCAGAAAAGCCCAGGCACGCGCAUCUGAAGAUCUGAAAACGCCACAGGAGAAGCUGCGGAUCCAGGGACAGAUCACGGAGGGCAGCAACAUGAUCAAGACCAUCCUGUUCGGCCGCUACGAGCUGGACACGUGGUACCACUCGCCCUACCCCGAGGAGUACGCCCGCCUGGGACGUCUCUACGUCUGCGAGUUCUGCCUCAAGUACAUGAAGAGCCAGACCAUUCUGAGACGACACAUGGCUAAGUGUGUGUGGAAGCAUCCGCCCGGCGAUGAGGUCUACAGGAAGGGAGCCAUCUCUGUCUUUGAGGUGGACGGCAAGAAGAACAAGAUCUACUGCCAGAACCUGUGUCUACUUGCCAAGCUCUUCCUGGAUCACAAGACGCUAUACUACGAUGUGGAACCCUUUCUGUUCUACGUUAUGACUGAGGCAGACAACACAGGCUGCCAUCUUGUGGGAUACUUCUCUAAGGAGAAGAACUCUUUCCUCAACUACAACGUCUCCUGCAUCCUGACAAUGCCCCAGUACAUGAGGCAAGGCUUUGGGAAGAUGCUGAUUGACUUCAGCUACCUGCUGUCCAAGGUGGAGGAGAAGGUGGGCUCCCCAGAGCGGCCCCUCUCGGACCUGGGCCUCAUCAGCUACCGUAGCUACUGGAAAGAGGUGCUGCUGCGUUACAUGUACAACUUCCAGGGCAAAGAGAUCUCCAUCAAAGAGAUCAGCCAGGAGACCGCGGUGAACCCAGUGGACAUUGUCAGCACCCUGCAGUCCCUGCAGAUGCUUAAGUACUGGAAGGGAAAGCACCUCGUCUUGAAGAGACAGGACCUGAUCGAUGAGUGGAAAGCUAAGGAGACCAAAAGAGGCAGCAACAACAAAACCAUCGACCCCAGCUCGCUUAAAUGGACCCCGCCCAAAGGGACAUAGGCUAUAGGCUCACCAGUGAGCCACUUAAUAAACUUGACUUUCUUCUACCACACCUGCUGGGAUAGGAGUCCUAUCAAUACCACAGUGAUCUUUAUUCUACCACACCUGCCGGGAUAGGAGUCCUUUCAAUAUCACAGUGAUCUUUAUUCUACCACACCUGCCGGGAUAGGAGUCCCAUCAAUACCACAGUGAUCUUUAUUCUACCACACCUGCCGGGAUAGGAGUCCUUUCAAUAUCACAGUGAUCUUUAUUCUACCACACCUGCCGGGAUAGGAGUCCCAUCAAUACCACAGUGAUCUUUAUUCUACCACACCUGCCGGGAUAGGAGUCCUUUCAAUAUCACAGUGAUCUUUAUUCUACCACACCUGCCGGGAUAGGAGUCCCAUCAAUACCACAGUGAUCUAUCUUCUACCACACCUGCCGGGAUAGGAGUCCCAUCAAUACCACAGUGAUCUUCUAACCCUAAACCCACCCUGUAGCUGUCCCUUACUUGUUUUCUUUUGUGUCUGGGGGAACUCUCUUCCCUUUUUACAUUUCGACUUGUAUUUAUAUUUUAGUAAUAUGCCACCAUGUAACCAUUCAAUCAAUUCUUGGCUGAAAUAUUGUUAAACAAUGAAGGUUACAGAAUUUGAGUUGAUGACUUGUUUUAAACGAUCCACUUAAAGAUGAGCUAUGAAUGUAGGUACAUCUCGUCUGAGCUCUGACACUAGUGGAUCACAUGAGUGUUUUUGCUUCUUUGUCCACAAAAAAAUAUAUAACUGACCGGCUGCAGCAUUCCUGGCUAUUUUAUUUCAUUCAACACAGUUGCGGUUGUUUGCAGAGACAAGUACAUUUUUUUGGGGAUGGAAUAUUCAAUAAUCAUCAGCAUGAACUUUGAUACCUUAGAUAGAUAUAGCAUUUUGUUUCUUACAAGUAUGAGAUACAGUUUCGUUUUGUAUGGUAGUUCUUUUUGAGUCUAUAUCAAAAUUGUAUAGGUCAUGAAAACAAAUCUUUUUUUUUUCUAGCUUUAGUAAUAUUGGAGUUGGUCCCAUUCCUCUUGUGAAUCUGCCAAAUGAAGAAAUAAAAAAUAUAACAUACAAGUU